Messenger RNA from Arabidopsis arenosa, 2300 nucleotides. NCBI's taxonomy places the organism in Eukaryota, Viridiplantae, Streptophyta, Magnoliopsida, Brassicales, Brassicaceae. The record is from the annotation of a GenBank genome assembly.
CAGAAACCCCAGAGAAAGCAAAACCGCGAGCUCUCAUGGCCUCCGGCGGCAAAGAUUCCGAUCGUACCUUAGGGUACAUGACUCGGAAAGAUACAGAAGUCAAGCUUCCAAGACCUACUCGUGUCAAGAACAAAACUCCGGCGCCGGUACAAAUCACCGCCGAACAAAUUUUAAGAGAAGCUCGAGAGAGACAAGAAGCUGAGAUCCGUCCUCCUAAGCAAAAAAUCACUGAUUCCACUGAGCUUUCCGACUACAGACUCCGCCGGAGAAAGGAAUUUGAAGACCAGAUCCGUCGCGCUAGAUGGAAUAUUCAUGUUUGGGUCAAAUACGCUCAAUGGGAAGAGUCACAGAAAGAUUACGCUCGUGCUCGAAGUGUUUGGGAACGAGCUAUAGAAGGAGAUUACAGGAACCAUACGCUUUGGCUCAAAUACGCAGAGUUCGAGAUGAAGAACAAGUUUGUGAACAGUGCGAGAAACGUUUGGGAUCGAGCUGUUACGCUUCUUCCUCGUGUAGACCAGCUUUGGUACAAGUAUAUUCAUAUGGAGGAGAUACUUGGGAAUAUCGCCGGAGCUAGGCAGAUUUUUGAACGGUGGAUGGAUUGGUCACCGGAUCAACAAGGUUGGCUCUCGUUUAUUAAAUUUGAACUUAGGUAUAAUGAAAUCGAACGGGCUAGAACGAUAUACGAGAGAUUUGUGCUUUGUCAUCCGAAGGUUUCUGCUUAUAUUAGAUAUGCUAAGUUUGAGAUGAAAGGUGGUGAAGUUGCGCGUUGUAGGAGUGUGUAUGAACGUGCCACAGAGAAACUUGCUGAUGAUGAAGAAGCUGAGCAGCUCUUUGUGGCGUUUGCGGAGUUUGAAGAACGAUGUAAGGAAGUAGAAAGGGCUAGGUUUAUCUAUAAGUUUGCUCUUGAUCACAUUCCUAAAGGCAGAGCUGAGGAUUUGUAUAGGAAGUUUGUGGCUUUUGAGAAACAGUAUGGUGAUAAGGAAGGGAUUGAGGAUGCAAUUGUUGGGAAGAGGAGGUUUCAGUAUGAAGAGGAAGUGAGGAAGAAUCCUUCGAACUAUGAUUCGUGGUUUGAUUAUGUUAGGUUAGAAGAGAGUGUGGGGAACAAAGAUAGGAUCAGAGAAAUCUAUGAGAGGGCUAUUGCUAAUGUUCCACCUGCUGAGGAGAAACGAUACUGGCAAAGAUAUAUCUAUCUUUGGAUUAAUUAUGCAUUGUAUGAAGAGAUAGAAACUGAAGAUGUUGAGCGUACCCGAGAUGUUUACAGAGAGUGCCUUAAGCUUAUUCCCCACAGCAAAUUUUCUUUUGCCAAAAUAUGGUUGCUCGCUGCUCAGUUUGAGAUAAGGCAAUUGAAUCUCACGGGUGCUCGCCAGAUAUUAGGAAAUGCGAUUGGAAAAGCUCCCAAAGAUAAGAUAUUCAAGAAAUACAUUGAGAUCGAGCUUCAGUUGGGAAACAUGGAUAGGUGUAGAAAGUUAUAUGAACGGUAUCUUGAGUGGUCUCCUGAGAAUUGCUAUGCUUGGAGCAAGUAUGCUGAGUUAGAGAGGUCUCUUGCUGAAACCGAACGAGCUAGAGCUAUUUUUGAACUUGCAAUAUCCCAGCCAGCUCUUGACAUGCCUGAGCUGCUAUGGAAGGCCUACAUUGAUUUUGAGAUAUCAGAAGGGGAAUUAGAGAGGACACGGGCUUUAUACGAGCGACUCUUGGACCGUACUAAGCAUUACAAGGUGUGGGUUAGCUUUGCAAAGUUUGAAGCUUCUGCUGCGGAAAUAGAAGAAGACAAGAACGAAGAUGAAGACCAAGAAGAUGUUAUUGAACACAAGAAAGACUGCAUCAAACGUGCCAGAGCGAUUUUCGAUAGAGCCAACACAUAUUACAAAGACUCCACACCAGAGCUGAAGGAAGAACGAGCUACGCUCCUGGAGGAUUGGCUGAACAUGGAGACGAGCUUUGGUAACCUCGGAGAUGUUAGUAUUGUUCAAUCGAAGCUUCCAAAGAAGCUCAAGAAGAGAAAGGCGAUCACUAGAGAAGACGGCUCAACAGAGUACGAAGAAUACAUUGAUUAUUUGUACCCAGAAGAAUCGCAGACGACGAAUCUCAAGAUUCUUGAAGCUGCAUACAAAUGGAAGAAGCAGAAGGUUGCUACUUCUGAUGAUGAUUAAGAUUAAGCUUUUUUAAAGUUAUAUCAAAACUGUGAGAUGUUGUUUUGUAUUCUUACUUAGUUCUCUCUUUGUACACAUCGUCACUCAUCCUGUUCUGGUUUAGCAGUAAUUUUUGUUAUCCAAGGACCAAAACAAAAUUCAAAUCUGUCC